GUUAUCGAGGUGAUAAAGUUUUUCAAGAGAGUCCACGUGCAAUACUCUCUCUCUCUCUCUCCUCCUCCUCCUCCUCCUCCUCCUGUAUGAUCAUAUUUUACAGUGAAAUCUUCUUAUUUUCCCCCAGUAAUCAAGCGCUUUGCAUCAUCUCAUGGCUCUCUACUUGUCAAAAUCGAAAAUUGUUUUAUGCCAUCUCAAAUCAAAAAUGGGUGCCUUAAGUACGAUAAACCAGAGUUCUUGCAGUUCGUACACAAUCCAUCAUCUUACUUCUCCACCUCCGGUUGCUCAAAACCUCAUCAACCCAAAUUCUGUUUCAAGUAAAAAUUCAAACCUUUCCGCCUUUCGACGUUAUGAAUCAAUCAAAGCCGAAAAAAAGUUGGAUUCUAUGCAAAAUGUUGUUGAUGACACUCAGGUCCUUAGUUAUCCUGGUGGAAUGGUUAAAUUUAUUCCAUAUUUGAGAUUCAUAUCCCAAUCCCUUGAGGAGCGAAUUCACUGCUACCAGGUUCUUGAUGAUAGUGGUCGGCAAAUUUUCUCUAGCAAUUCUAUUGAGGUUGGUGAAGAUAUUGCUGUAAAAAUGUAUACUGACAUGGCCACACUCCAAGUUAUGGACACUGCAUUCUACGAAGCACAAAGGCAAGGAAGAAUUUCCUUUUAUGUCACCACAACUGGAGAAGAGGCCAUCAACAUUGCAUCUGCAGCGGCGCUUAGCUUGGAUGACCUUGUCUUCCCUCAGG
Molecule: messenger RNA, 734 nt
Organism: Ilex paraguariensis (yerba mate)
Lineage: Eukaryota; Viridiplantae; Streptophyta; Magnoliopsida; Aquifoliales; Aquifoliaceae
Source: the annotation of a GenBank genome assembly